Molecule: messenger RNA, 828 nt
Organism: Penicillium chermesinum
Lineage: Eukaryota; Fungi; Ascomycota; Eurotiomycetes; Eurotiales; Aspergillaceae
Product: 2OG-Fe(II) oxygenase family Oxidoreductase
Exons: 3
Coding region: 1-828 (275 amino acids)
Biological process (GO): peptidyl-proline hydroxylation to 4-hydroxy-L-proline
Cellular component (GO): endoplasmic reticulum
Molecular function (GO): iron ion binding; procollagen-proline 4-dioxygenase activity; L-ascorbic acid binding
Source: RefSeq, a predicted model, not a curated record
AUGAUUGUGGCUCUCCCACUCCUGAUCGCGUUUGGCACUCGGGUCGCGUUGAAACCAGAAGAAAUCAAUCUUCUGUCGUGCGAAGAAAAGAAAUAUAGCACAGAGAUUCUGUCUAUUGAUCCUCUGAUUAUAUAUAUCAAUGAUUUCAUCUUUGACAAGGAGAUCGAUUAUCUCAUGAAGCUUGGCAAGCGCGUAUCGGUUUAUAAAGCCUUCAAGAAACUUUUUGACAAUGAUCAAGUACGCACAGUCGACAAGCCAUACCGCUCAUCCUCAAGUGCCUUCUUGCCAUACGAAGAUCCCGUCUGCCAGUGCAUCGGGAAAAGAGCUCUGGACUUCUUAGGCUUUGUCGAGCACAAAGCCCACGAGCGGCUACAGCUAGUCCGCUAUUACCCAGGACAGGAAUACAACCUUCACAGUGACUGGUUAUACAACCCGAAAGUUAGUCGUAGUCCCGGAGAUGAGGGACAAGAAUACAACCGGCUGGGAAGCUUCUUCACCUACAUUGGCGGCAACUCGACCGGUGGAGAAACAUACUUUCCAUUCGUGAACGGCGCCAGCUUGACAGCAGACCCUACCAAGUAUGCUAUUUCGUCCAACGGCCAAGGUCUGUUGGUUAAGCCAGUGAAGGGCAGCGCGCUCUUCUGGAUGAACCUUCACCCAAACAACGGGACGGGGAAUGACAAGACUUUCCACUCUGGACUGCCUGUUCAUUCGGGGGUCAAAUAUGGGAUGAAUCUUUGGACAAAACACUACAAGUCUACGCCUAUUCUCGGACCGUAUGAGUCAAAGGAAGACAGAAAAUUUGAGCCCGAGGAAGCUCAUGUUUAG